AUGCCGCAUUCCGUUCGAAAGUACUUCAAAAAAUCCUGCUCGAAUUCCGUGGCAAACUCCCGAUGGAAUAGCGACUCUCGCAAUUCAGAAACGCCUUCUCCCCAGGCCACACACCUCGGACUUCUUAGCUCUCACCAGCACGCCGUAAAUCGUCUAUUCUGUACAUCAGACUAUGACCAUGUAUCGCCCAUUACCUCAAUUUGCUCCCGUUCGUCCACCGACACCUACGCCGACUCUGAUGCGAAUCAUGAAGAGACAGGAAAUCCUCAAACCUCCAAGUUCCUCGAACCAGCUUCGUUUCGAUUAUGCCACAAGCUUCCAAGGCCGAAUCUACGCCCGAGCAGCCCCUCGGACUUUGCAGAGUACUUUCCCUCAACUCGAAUCAUGUCAAUAUGCCACGAUGACACCUCAGGUGACAGUAUGACCAACAUACGUGUUGAUACGGAUGACCUGGAGCACCAAGGCGCCAUCCAACUCUUUCACCUACGAAUUCAGGAUAUUGAAAACCGAAAAUUUUCCUUUCGUCGAUAUGAACGCUACUCGGGCCGAGAGAUUUGCAAGACGUCUCAGAAGUGCCUUCCACCCGGCCCAGUGAAACGAGCAGUAUUACCUCGUUCUGUUUCCCUGGCACUGGCAAACAUGCGACUUACUUCCGCUUCCUUUUCCUCCCAAACAUCAACAACCCGCCCCCAUUUCAAUCCGGAGCAUGACGCCCAGCCCUUGGACAGUGAUCGUGGACAAGAUCCCAGUGACCUGGAUAGUCUUUCUUCCGAAGUGGAAGAUAAGCAAGCCCUUGUUCUACCUGACGUUAUCCGGCUGGACUUUUCAAACUACGCCCAGGUGGAGAUAAAGUGCCGGCCCGUUAAGUAUGGGAGACGGUAUGGAUUUGAAUACUGGGGCCAGGAGUAUGCGUGGAAGCGAAUCGGCAGGCCAGAUGCCUUGGAUGAGAAUAUUUUUUACCACUUGUUUAGAUAUAGCGAUUCAAAAAUAAUUGCCCAUAUUCUGCCGCAAGUCCGGAGCGAUCGAGAGCGGUCCAAGGAUCGUGAAAUGGGUGAUUGGGUGCCUCCCUGCCAAUUAUGGAUUAAUGAUGCCGCCGUCGUGCAGGGAGCAGGGGAUGUCGCUGACGUUAUCGUUGCCACUGGUCUGGUAGCAUUGGUCGACGACAGCAUUAAGAGCUACUCCCUCGAAGCAUCCGAUCACGAGCGUAAAUCUUCACGACAUCGACGGCGCCUCGGCAAUCUGCGCAAACGGUCACCUGCAUUCCGGAGCUCCGGGAGUAGAAGAGGUAUAUGCUUAGGAGGGAAGAAAUCUGAGGAGAGCCACACAUGGGAGGCUCAACGUGGGUAA
Molecule: messenger RNA, 1347 nt
Organism: Blumeria graminis f. sp. triticale
Lineage: Eukaryota; Fungi; Ascomycota; Leotiomycetes; Helotiales; Erysiphaceae
Source: the annotation of a GenBank genome assembly